CGAUAAGAUGUACAUACCCUACCCCCUAUAAGAUUUGAACUUGUGACCUCUCUUUCAAGAACACAAGUUCUCCACCACUAGACCAACUCAGACUGCGCCAUUGUUAAAUUCUUAUUAAUAUGCAACUUUUGUUGAAUUCUAAUAAAAAAGUAUGAGCGCACACACACUGUUUGAAGUUUGCCCACUUAGCUGAGAAUAGCUCAGAAGUUGAAAUGGCUGUAGUAUUGAGCCCUCCUACCACACCCUGUUAUGCCCAAGUAAGAGUGGAGGAGACCAUCACUGUUUAUCCUGCACAACCAACUGAAAGAAAGACAAUGUUUCUGUCCAAUCUAGACCAGCAAUUAGUGUUCACUGUGGAGACCGUUCAUUUCUUUGCACCAAAUCCUGCAAUAACUUCAUCUGAAGCUACUCAGAUGAUAAGGGACGCCCUGAGUAAGCUUUUGGUGACCUACGAUUUCAUUGCAGGAAGACUUGAGUUCGAUUCCCAUGAAAGACGCCUUCAAAUCGACUGUUGUGGAGCAGGGGCUCUGUUCGCCUCUGCCUCCACCAACAUAUCACUCUCUGAGCUCCAUGAUAUCGCCUAUCCCAAUCCCUUUUUCAAGAACCUGGUUCUACAGCAAUGUCAUCAGAUCCCUAAUCUCCAGGACUUGCCACUUUGCUUCGUACAGGUGACUCGGUUUGAGUGUGGAGGCUUCUCAAUUGGAUUGGGAACAAAUCACACAGUGAUGGAUGGGAUGAGCGCAGUGACCUUCAUGAAAAACCUUGCUUCCCUCGCUUCAACAAACACCUUGGCCAUCAUCCCCUACACUGACAGAAGCUCAUUAAAAGCUCGCUCUCCUCCAUUGAUUGAAUACCAACAUCCUGAACUCUAUGAUCAUCAAAGCGCUGACAGCUCAGCACUUUUCCCAAAGGUCACAGGAUCCCACACUGUACCAUCCCAUAAUAUCAAAUCGACUGGCCACAUUUUCAAGCUCUUCCGACUCUCUGCCGACUUUGUGAUGAGUUUGAAGAAAAGAGCAAUGGCAGACGGGCGAGUGGCAAAGUGCACCGGUUUCGAAGCUGUGACUGCACAUCUAUGGAAAUGUCGAACAGAGGCGGUGGAAAUGCAGGAAAAGGAGGAACCUUUAAUGUUGUUGUUUGCAGUAGAUGUGAGGGGACGAAUGAAUCCCGGGCUUCCAAGUGGAUUUGUAGGAAACGCUGCAUAUCCUGCCUAUACCACUGCAAAUACUACGGAGAUAAAGAAGGAAUCGCUGUCGUUGUAUGUGGAGAAGGUGAAAGAGGGCAUUGGCAGAGUAAGCGAUAAAUAUGUUCAAUCGGGCAUAGACUGGAGGGAAGUAAACAAGAAGAGUGGUCCUCGAAUGGAGGGAACGUUUAUUGUGUCGUCAUGGUGGAAGCUUGGAUUUGAGGACGUGGAAUACCCAUGGGGUAAACCUCUGCAUUAUGGCCCUGUCCUCCAUGAAAAGGUGAAUAUUGUUCUGUUGCUUCCCAAUAAUGUUGACAGAAAUGGUGUUCAUGUCUUCCUCGCUCUGCUACCGCACCAAAUGCCCAAGUUUGAACAGCUCUUUCUCACUCCUGAACAGUGAUGGAGAAUUGCCUCCUCUAUAGUAUUUGUAUGCAUUGCCAAUUCUCCUACCUAAAUUAGUACUUUUCUGGAGUAGUCAGAUCGAAACUAAGCUGCACCACUUUCAUCUUUGCUUCUUGUCCAUGCUUUUUAUUUUGUGUGCAUAGCUCCAUGACCGUAGAAAGCUGUAGCAUUUUCAUCGUCCCUUCUUAUCCACGUCUUUUGAUUUUGUGUACAUGCUCCAUCAUUUCUAUUCUCCAAUGUUUUUGUGCAUGGAGAACCUAAUGCAUGGAAGAUUAAGGAAAAGUUUUAUGCCAAAGCUUGAUUAGUCAAAUAUUUUGUGUUAUGAUAUUAUGACAACACAUAAAAGAAUAUAUGUGAUAUGUUAGGUUUUGAGUUUUAAA
Molecule: messenger RNA, 1965 nt
Organism: Cryptomeria japonica (Japanese cedar)
Lineage: Eukaryota; Viridiplantae; Streptophyta; Pinopsida; Cupressales; Cupressaceae
Product: acyltransferase GLAUCE
Exons: 2
Coding region: 213-1583 (456 amino acids)
Molecular function (GO): acyltransferase activity, transferring groups other than amino-acyl groups
Source: RefSeq, a predicted model, not a curated record